CAUGCUUGCUUCCCUGCCCCGGAACGGCUCGAAGUGCAGGAGCCCCGGCCGAGGAGGGCCUUCUCCGCCUCCCUCCACGGAUCGAGUCCGAGUCCCUGGUUGUGUGCAGAGCAGAGGAAGGAGGCUGACAGUGGCCUUGAGCCUGAGAAAGAUUACGACUUUGUCCGUAUGCCCUAACCAUGGAAACGGCGGAUGCGGAAAACUUAUCCAGGAAGCGGGUCCAUCCCGAAGACGAUCAGGGCAAUGUGGACGAUGUUAAAAAGCAGAAGUUCUCUGAAGAAGCCCCCUUAGAAAAAGCCGAAGCUGGCCUGGAGCAGCCAAUAAGCCCUCAGGCCGAAGGGGACGCCGUUGUGACGGAAGAAAAUCCGGGUCGAGAAGCGGAAUCGGUCGAAAGCGAUGGGGAACGCGAGCCGGAGAAAUUUGCCGAUCUGAUGAAACACGGCUUGAUGGAGCAGGAUGUGGGCAUCAAGAAAUUUGCUAGUUCGCACAAGGGCUUCCUGGGAAUAUUAAAAGAGAGAUACUCCGAUUUUGUGGUUCAUGAAAUAGGAAAAGAAGGAGAGAUCAUUCAUUUAGAUGAUUUGUCGGUGCCGGUAGAUAAAGAGGAUCCUCCUGAAGAGAUUUUUACAGUGUUGUCACCCGAAGAGAAGCAACGCCUGGAAGACCUCCAGCUGUUUAAAAACAAAGAAAGCAGUGUUUCCAUUGAGGUGAUUGAAGACACUAAAGAAAAAAGGACAAUUAUACACCAGGCUGUAAAAUCUUUAUUUCCAGGAUUAGAGACCAAAACAGAGAACCAGGAUGGGAAAAAAUGCAUUGUUGCUUAUCAUGCGGCUGGGAAAAAAUCACUUGCAAAUCCGAGGAAACAUUCCUGGCCUAAGUCUAGGGGAAAUUAUUGCCAUUUUGUCUUAUAUAAAGAGAACAAGGAUACAAUGGAUGCCAUCAACGUGCUCUCCAAAUAUUUAAGAGUUAAACCGACCAUAUUUUCUUACAUGGGAACCAAAGAAAGGGCUAUCACAGUUCAAAAGAUAGCUGUUUUGAAAAUCACUGCCCAGAGACUAGCUCAUUUAAAUAAAUGCUUAAUGAACUGCAAACUUGGAAACUUCAGCUACAAAAAUCACCCGCUGAAAUUAGGAGAAUUGCAAGGAAAUCAUUUCACCGUAGGUCUCAGAAAUAUAACGGGGACUGAUGAUGAAGUUCAGCAAGCUAUGCACUCCCUUAAGGAAACUGGAUUUAUUAAUUAUUACGGCAUGCAGAGGUUUGGAACUACAGCUGUUCCUACAUUUCAAGUGGGAAGAGCUAUUCUGCAGAGCAACUGGAACGAAGCCAUAGAUUUAAUUCUCAAGCCCCGUCCAGGAGGCAAUUGAAAAAGGGUCCUGGUGAAAUGCCGAGAGGAAUGGGCGGACGACGACCCCGCGGCAGCCUUUAAGACCCUGCUUGAGAAAAGAUGCGUGGAAGGCCAGUUACUCUGGGGGCUUUCUAAAUACGGCCUGAAAAAUAUUGUGUCUGCAUUCAACAUGGUAAGGAGGGGGGGGGGGGUUACACCCAGGGAAAUUACGUUUGAUUAUAUUCAUAGUUACCAGAGUUCCGUCUGGAACAACAUAGUGAGCCAAAGAAUAGAAGACUAUGGCUGAGAGCCGUUCCAGGGAUUUAGUAUUAAAAGGAGCGCCACUUCUGUUCAUAUCGAAGAGGUGGAUGUGGACAAUUACACCAUCCAUGACGUUGUCAUGCCACUCCCUGGCUUUGACGUGAUUUAUCCAAAGCAUAAAAUUGGAGAAAGCUACAAGGAAAUGUUAGCCAGUGACAACCUGGAUAUCAACAACAUGAAGCACAAAAUCCGAGACUACUCCUUGUCUGGAGCUUACAGAAAAAUUAUUAUCCGACCACAGAAUGUGAGCUGGGAAUUGAUUGAAUACGAUGAUCCUAAAAUCCCACUGUUUACUACUGACCUGGAUAAAGGAAGGGAAAAAACACCUGCAGCUCUUGCCACAGGAGGCAAAUACAAGGCUCUGAAGAUGGAGUUCUCCCUCCCGCCAUCUGCUUAUGCCACAAUGGCGAUUCGAGAAGUGCUAAAGGUGGACACCAGCAUCAAAAGUCAAUCACAGUUAAACACAACUUGGCUCCGUUAAUCCUUUUCAGGGAACCGGAGAAGGUUUUUGACAUGCAAAAUUUCUUCCUCCUUUCCUCCUUUUAUCUUACUCACCUGAUUUCUAACUGAGCUGUAUUUUUGUAUUAGUUGAAAGGACGUUAUUUCAGAUUUGCUGUAAAAAAAUAAAAUAAUUUUGUUUUUUAAAGAGUUUGAACAAACGUGGUGCUCCCUACGGCAGAAUUCAAACUACCAAUUGGCUUUGUUAACGGUAUUUAACGCUCAGAGGUGUUUCACUCCCGUAUUGGAAACCAACAGACCUUCAGGAAUAUAGUACAGAGUAAAAGUAAUUGCGAUAUGUUUCAUUCUGCAGUUCAGGAAUAUUAAAUGGAAUAUGUUACCUUUGAAAGCAUAUCUGUAUCCAACAGGUUUAUUUCACCUUAAGAAUGCUGAAAAAGCCUACUUUCACAACUACUGUUGACAAAAUGUUCACCUCUUUUCCAGCUGCUUUUUAAUUUGAUAUGUACUAUUGUUAAAUCUCUGUUUUUCCUAACAUGCAAACUUGGAAAGAAGCCAACACCUCAUAACAGAAGUCGUAUGUCAACCAACUUCUUAUGGUUUGGUCUGUUGCUGGCAACAGAUGAACUGGGGAAAUUUGCACCUUGACUUAACUGGAUUAAAUUACCCAUUCUGAAUUUGA
Molecule: messenger RNA, 2780 nt
Organism: Thamnophis elegans (Western terrestrial garter snake)
Lineage: Eukaryota; Metazoa; Chordata; Lepidosauria; Squamata; Natricidae
Gene: PUS7
Product: pseudouridine synthase 7
Biological process (GO): pseudouridine synthesis
Cellular component (GO): nucleus
Molecular function (GO): RNA binding; pseudouridine synthase activity
Source: RefSeq, a predicted model, not a curated record